This is a messenger RNA of Hymenoscyphus albidus, 3302 nucleotides long. The record is from the annotation of a GenBank genome assembly. NCBI's taxonomy places the organism in Eukaryota, Fungi, Ascomycota, Leotiomycetes, Helotiales, Helotiaceae.
UCCAGAGCCCCCAUAUGCAUCUGCAAUUAGAAGGAAGCCCUGAAAAGAUAUGCCUCCCGUCGCCCUUUUCCCCCCUCAUACACGGUGUCUACGAAGUAUGUCUGAGUUUUCUGGGUUUUCUGAGUGACAUUAUUACCGUCCAAGGCCGUCUGGCUGGUGCGUGUGACGGGCAAAAUGCCUCAUGGCAGCUGGAGGGAGACGAAGCGAGACAUGCUGCAGGCAUAUGUGGUGAUCACAGAUGCUUUUUGCUGCAGUGCAGUACGGAGUAGCUCUGAUCUCUCCGGGAUGGGGUCGGGGAAACAUCGUGAGAUUUCCUGGCGUGGAGUCGUUGAAGUGCUGCAGCUGCCCCUCUUCCAACUCGUGCCACAGAAACGGCGUUGGUGGAUUUAUACUACACCGGUCGGUGUACGACUGCUAGCCCUGAUACCUCCACAUUCCUAUACGUGGGGCAUGUUUCUUUCUUCUGGGCCUUCUGCUUGAAGCCCUGGUUUUGUUGACCCCAUUUAUUUGGCUCCACCGGCAUCGUGAAGAUGAGAUGGCUCGCAUGGCCAGCUGUGAUGCUCAACAUCUCAUAGGGACGCAUGGGGAGAAAGUGGAAAUAGUGGGGAUUAUGACGAGGUGGGGGUUUGACUGGGCAGACCAGCAGUAUCAGCUCCUGCCUGCAGUCCAGCACAUCCAAUUCUUGACGACCAGCCCCAACAGCACAAUCCAUUCUUUCAUCUCUCCCAAACCCUCUACAAAAUCAUCAUCGCACCCGAAACGUCGAGAGUAGUGUCGUGCUACCAUCUUUGCUUGCCUCCAUCCCAACAAUUGAGAAGCGACUAACGUUCCCCUCCAAGACCCCGCUAUUACCCGUCUACUCGAGUGCCAAAAAAAAAGGAACCUGAACCUGAACCUGAACCUGCAUCUGCAGCUUUCCCCGACCAUCUACGCCCUCUGCUGCCACCAUUCGUCGGCCAACAGCAUUCCUUCAUAUACUCACAUCACCACUGUCUUGUCAGUCAUUCCUUCUUCACCUUUGGUCCCUCACUUUGCCUGCCUCGUCUGCUGGUAGCGCCAAUCAUUACCCCGCGUUUGAGGCAACACAAGAAAACAUUGCAACACCACUGCCAAUUGAAUUUUCCCUGGCUGACCUGAAGAACAAAUAGAAGGCCGUAAUUCACCAUGGCACAGAUCCCCUUCCGUCAGAACUUCCGAAAGCCCUCGCGGCAAGCGAGCAUGGAGUAAGAAUCCUUCAUAACCAUCCGCUCCUCACACAGCAGCUCUUUUCUGACAUACUCCAAGUCCACACAACGAUCUCAAUCCGCACAUGGACCAUUAUAUCGGAAUCGACGUGGGAACGGGAAGUGCCCGUGCUUGUAUCAUUGAUGCCUCUGGAGACAUUAAGGCCUGUAGGUACACCCGAAAGCCACCGGACACUAAGCGGCACGCUCCCAAGCUCCCAAGCUACCCCACCUUGCCCUAUUUCCAAGUCACACAAGUUAACACAAAAUAGUGGCUACCGAGAACAUUGGGCUGUGGCAACCAGAGACGGGAUAUUAUGAGCAAUCUACUACUGACAUUUGGAGAUGCAUCUGUACCUGUGUGCAAAGAGCUUUGAGCCAACACAACAUCGACCCAACAACUGUUAGAGGUAUUGGUUUUGAUGCCACUUGCUCUCUCGCCGUAUUUGCCCAUGACACAGACGAGCCUAUGCCAGUCACCAGUCCAAACUUUACAAACGAUGGAAAUGAUCGCAAUGUCAUUUUAUGGCUUGACCAUAGACCGAUUGAGGAGACGGAGAAGAUCAAUGCUACUGGGCACAACCUUCUUCGUUAUGUUGGCGGUAAGAUGAGCAUUGAGAUGGAGAUUCCAAAGGUUCUUUGGUUGAAGAACAAUAUGCCAUCAGAGAUGUUUGAUCGAUGCAAGUUCUAUGAUUUGGCCGAUGCAUUGACCCACUUGGCCACUGGCAACGAGACCAGAAGUUUCUGCAGUACGGUCUGCAAACAGGGUUUCGUGCCAGUCGGUGUAGAUGGAAGCGUUAAGGGAUGGCAGGAAGACUUCUACGAGACAAUUGGUCUGGGAGACCUUACCAAAGAUAACUUCAUCAGAAUGGGUGGAGUUGACGGGGUGGUGAGCUUUCCUGGCCUCAUAAAAAACCGACGCUAAUAAUUCUAGAACGGCAAAUACUUGAGCGCAGGUGAACUUGUCGGCACACUCAGCGAAAAGGCUGGGAGCCAACUUGGUCUGCCUGCUGGUAUUGCGGUUGGAAGUGGUGUCAUAGACGCAUAUGCUGGUUGGGUUGGAACGGUAGGUGCAAAAGUCCAUCUUGGCGGUGGACAAUUGGACAGCCAUGUGCCAAAAAACGACGUUUCUCAAGCAUUCAGCCGGUUGGCUGCGGUUGCUGGAACAUCGACUUGCCAUCUUGCCAUGUCCAAGGAGCCUGUCUUCGUUGAUGGUGUUUGGGGACCAUACAGAGACGUUCUUUUACCCGGUUUCUGGAUGGCUGAGGGUGGUCAAUCAGCGACCGGAGAAUUAUUGAAACAUGUUUUGGAGACCCACCCUGCAUAUAACGAGACAAUGUCAAUGGCCGAGUCAUUUAACACCAGUAUCUAUGACUACCUCAACUCUCAUCUCGAGGAGUUGAUGGAGAAGACUCAAGCGCCUACUGUCUCUUACCUUGGACGUCACUUCUUCUUUUACGGUGAUCUGUGGGGUAACCGAUCCCCAAUCGCCGAUUCUAGCAUGACAGGUUCAGUCAUCGGUCUUAGUAGUGAUCGUAGCAUGGACGGUCUUGCCAUCUACUACUAUGCCACCAUGGAAUUUAUCGCCAUGCAAACCAGACAAAUCAUCGAGACCAUGAACGAAUCUGGUCAUACCAUUACCAGUAUCUUCAUGUCUGGUUCUCAAUGUCAGAACAAGAUUCUCAUGGAGCUGAUGGCCACGACAUGCAGCAUGCCAGUUUUGAUUCCAAGAUACGUACAUGCCGCGGUUGUCCACGGAGCCGCCAUGUUAGGAGCCAAAGCCGCAAGUGCCGAUAAGGAAGGCAAGACCGAGGAUUUGUGGAGUAUCAUGGAUCGUAUGAGUAAACCUGGUAAGGUUACCAGACCUGGAAAGAACGAACAGGAGCGCAAGCUUCUUGAUAUCAAGUACAAGGUUUUCUUGGAGCAGUGUAAGACUCAGCAAGUGUAUAGAUCAAAGGUUGAUGAGGCUAUUGAGGGAUGGGUUAACUAAAAGACUAGUCGACCACAAAGUUUAUUGGUACUCAGUUGUAUUCAACUGUCUUUUGAGAGCUGCCACUGUAAAAUUUCGAUAGAGUGAAC